GCCUCGCCAGGCAAGCUUUCAGUCAGAGGAUCCGUCACUCAACGAGACCCCCAUCUAGCCCGUGUCAGACUGUGUGUGCCUCACGGCGGAAAGCUCGGUCCCGAUAAAUACGACAUCAAGACCCCGCUGGAUGUAGGUGGACCUCCAGCGUUCAACAGAUCGGCAAUUCGACUGUCCACUACCCCUGCGAAGAAGAAAAGAUGAGGCGCCCGAAAGACAAUAGCGGAGCCAACUGGCACAUGUGAGCGACAUUUACCAAAUUCCCGAGCCAAUAAUAUGGACAGACUAGCUCUCAAGAUCUGGUUGUAAUUAGCCGACGCAACUGCUCUUGGCAUUGGAGUAGGCUGAGCCCAUGCCAACAUGACCAGACUAUUGUUUAGCAUCGUUGUAACGGAAUGGGCCCGCAGGAAUUUUGGCACCGGUUUUACGCAGCAGACCACAUAGUUCAAUCGACGUACCUCAACUAGGAGACAGAAUACUGAGGCUGGCAUGGACAAAGAAUGCUAACACAUCUCGUAGUAUUGCUAUGAGAUAAAAAGACACCAGUGAAGCACCCUGCUGGUUCCUCCCGACAAGUGGACCAGACUAUCAUCGUCAGGAUUCAAGUUUGGACCUCAGCAAGUCCAAAACGACCUUCCCCUCCUGCAAAAAGAAUUAUCUUACAUCUUAAAGCAUAUUCACAGACUCGCAUAGCGAGUCUGUGAACAGGUGAGGGAGGGACACUGUCUGCCCCACUGUCCAGCGACACCAUGAGCUGGAGCUUCCUCACGCGGCUGCUGGAGGAGAUCCACAACCACUCCACCUUCGUGGGGAAGCUGUGGCUCACCGUGCUCAUCGUCUUCCGCAUUGUCCUCACUGCCGUUGGGGGAGAGUCCAUCUACUAUGACGAACAGAGCAAAUUUGUCUGCAACUCUGGCCAGCCGGGCUGCGAGAAUGUCUGUUACGACGCCUUUGCCCCUCUAUCUCAUGUUCGCUUUUGGGUCUUCCAGAUUAUAUUGGUUGCUAUGCCUUCUCUCAUGUACAUGGGCUAUGCUGUCAACAAAAUUGCACGAUUGGAUGAGGCCAAAGGAGGAAGUGGCUCUGCUGCAGUUAGAACAGGAGGAGGGGGAUACACGCACAGGAAGCCCAGGAAAAUUUUCUUUGGAGCACAGCAGCACCGGGGCAUCGAGGAGGCGGAGGAUGACCAAGAGGACGAUCCCAUGAUUUAUGAGGUGCCAGAGAUCGAGCCGCCAAAAAGGCUGCGGGAUCCAUUGCAGCCAACACCCAGGCCCAAAAUCCGCCAUGAUGGGCGGAAACGUAUAAGAGAUGAAGGGCUGAUGAGGGUUUACGUUUUGCAACUGGUGAUUCGUACACUGCUAGAAACAGGCUUCCUUGCAGGGCAGUAUUUGCUGUAUGGGUUCCGUGUGAAGCCUGUAUUUGUGUGCUCGGGGAAACCUUGUCCCCACAGCGUUGACUGCUUUGUCUCGCGGCCUACAGAGAAGACCAUCUUUCUGCGCAUUAUGUAUGGUGUCACUGUCCUAUGUCUCACGCUCAAUAUCUGGGAGAUGCUGCAUUUGGGGAUUGGUACCAUCUGUGAUAUUCUCCGCCGUCGGCGCUGCCCACCUCAGGAGGAUGAGUACCAGUUGGGAUUGCUGGGCACUAAUGGAGGUGUGGAGGGUCCAGUAGGGGGGACAGGGCCUGAGGCAGGCUCUGAGGGAGGGUUGGGUGGAGAUGGGCCUGCAGAUUAUGUUGGUUACCCCUUUUCUUGGAAUACCCCAUCAGCUCCACCUGGCUACAACAUUGUGGUCAAACCAGAACAGAUGCCAUACACAGACCUUAGCAACGCUAAAAUGGCAUGCAAGCAAAACCGGGCAAACAUUGCCCAGGAAGAGCAGCAGCAAUUUGGUAGCAAUGAGGAUAACUUUCCUACUGGAGGGGAGGCCCGCGUUGCGUUGAACAAAGACAUGAUCCAGCAAGCUCAUGAGCAACUGGAGGCGGCUAUCCAGGCAUACAGUCAGCAGCACCGGGCAGAGGAGCAGCAUGGGGACAACCAGGAUGACAAGCCCCAAAGUAAUAUCAUACAGGCACAGCCUCAGCCACAGCCACAUAAAGAGAGAAAGCAUAGAUUCAAGCAUGGGAAAGGAGGCAGCAGUGGAGGAUGCAGUAGCAGCAACAGCAGCAGCAGCAAAUCGGGAGAAGGCAAGCCCUCUGUAUGGAUUUAAUCCCUGAAACAUGACAUGUAUGGAGAUCCUGCAUAUUUAAAUUACUGGAUUACAGGUUGUUGACAUUUAUUGGGAUAAUUAAACACACCAUAGUGCCUUUAAGAAUCCUGCAAGCUGGAGAAGAAGUCUGUUUAUGUACUAAGGUGCGUGGAAGAAGAUGUGAUUUUGCAGCUGACAAUUAGAUUUGUCUGGGAUAUCACUGUUUAACUUGAAACAUCACACCAACACAAACUAUAUACACAAUGUGUCGUUAACAUGUUUUAUUCUCGUCAAGACAUCUUAUUGUCCGUUGUCAUCCUUUCUUAGGGAUUUUAAAUUACUGAAUGAUAACGAGUUGUCUUGCAAAUCAGAUUGAUCCCAGAUUUGGCUGAGCACCAUUCCUUGCUACUCCUCUGCAAAGACAGUCUCAAUAUUUACAUUGGCAUCCUUAUUCUUCUGGAAAUUGAAAUAAAUGAUCAUAAUAAUACGAUGCAAUGUCAUCACUACAUUCUGGCAAGUUUUAGCAAAGACAGGGUACUGUUUAACAAGAACAACAACAACGUAAACGCAAUCAAAUUAUGUUCAGUAACAGCGCCUAAGGCAGUGACUUUAUAACGCAGUGAGAAAUUCACCUUCCUGAAGGUGUCAUAUGUGUCUGAUGUGUUUAUAUUAUGUACCCUGUUAUUUGUUUGUUCAUUUGAAAACUGCUACACAAGCUGCUGCUUUUAAACCGAUGAGUACAGCAGGUUUUUCAUGCAGUCUACAUCUGAAACGUCCUGUGAUUUAUUUUAGAAGGCUCAUAAUCAAUCCUUUUUCCAUACCUUACUUUUCAACUCCUCAGUUUCUCUCUAAGGCUCUUCAUGGCUAUUGAACAAGGCUGCUCAGCACUCCACUGUUGUCUCAUCUGCCUUGUAGUUGUGUGCCCCCUGGUGGUAUCUUCUUCUGGCAACAUUUAUGGGGAGUAGAUACUAGAUGCCAUUGUUACCUGCAUCCAGCAACAUCUUAACCAGCUGUAGUGUUCCUUUUCUAUUCACAAGCAUUGUGUCUGAUAAGUGUUCUCAGCGCUACAGUGUUCUAUACACAAGGCUGCAAUAUCACAACAUUGAAAUGGAAAAGGUUUAAAGCCAUUACUAUGAUAUAGUGAGACCAAACACUGUUAGUGUGAUGCAAGUGUCAGUGCCAAGAUAUUAUGCUAUGCUGUCAAGAGCAUGGAUAUUUGUAGCUUUGGAAUACGGUGGCCAACACUUUUGUAAACGUCACUUGUUUUUUGUAUAGGUGUGUUUAUUCAUUUUCCGGAAUGGGAUUUAAAACGAAAAAACAAACCCCAAAAUAGGAUUUGAUUUUUAUGCUUGAUCAAGUAUUUGUUUAUGAAAACACUCUUUUUUUCAAUAAUUUUUGUAAAAUAAAGAAAAAGGUAAGCCAGUUAUUUUACCAAGUUGUAUAGGUAUUUAUGGGUAUGUGUAUUAAAUUGCCUUCAAAUUGUAAAAAAAAUUGAAAUAUGACAUAGUAUAUUUUUAUAAUAUGUCGGAUACAGUGACUUAUUAUCGUAAAGAAAAAAAGCCAGACUUUUCCCUGUAUGUUACAGUAUCAGUAUUUAAUGUAUUUUAAUAAACAGUGUUGCUUUUUUUCCAAUGUUGUUCUGAAAUCUGCUCCACAGCUGUUUGUGGAGACAAACUGGCUGAUGUCGCCAGUUGGGAAGAAGACAUGAAGUGCCAAAUUAUUCAAACCAUUCCAAGAUGCGGCUGCAUAUGAACAAGCCACAGUUCAUUUUAUGAAGAAAUUGGGAAGGGGAUGAAUCUGAAAAUCUAGCACAUUAUGAUCUUUAUUUAAUAAAUCUUAAGUGAAGGAUCUGAGACUUUCCCAGCAACUAUUGACUAGUAACUAACUGAACAAACCAUCGACAUGCAAAGUUGUGAGGACAGACAUGUGAUGUGGCUUCCUUUAGAUAAAUACAAAGCACAAUACAACAGGAUGCUCAAGUAGAAUGAGUGUUUCUGAUUGGUUGGUUUUCCUAUUGGCGCCACAUAUCCGUUCAACAAAACGGCACAGACAAGAUUUUUGACUAAACUUUUUACCCUGUUUUGUUGAAGUGAAAACACUCAACACUCAACAGUAGGAUCCCCUGCCUUCCUUUCAAAGAAGGGAGCCCUUUGGAAAGUAUAGGAAGGGCAUUUUAAGGGAGGUGCCUUGAAGUAAAAGCCCCAUCUGCUCAGAGUCUGCAUUUUUGGCAGCUUUUUAAGGUUAUUUGGUUAGGACUUGCCUGUUUUGAAGUGAAAAGAAUGGAAUUCAAGCAGCCAUCUUGGUCAAAUGGAUUACCCUGUGCUAGAGUUAAGUGUGUAAUAGUGUUGUCCUGUUGUCUUUAUGCAUUGAGUGACUGAGACAGAAAGUGAAUAAGAUACAAAGUAAAAAGUUUGCUCGCUGGACAGAAAUGGCUUUUCAUUUAUUUGUAUAACGGUUUUUAAUCUCCUCUGAAUAUUGUCACUGUCCUGUGAAAACCUGGUGUCUUCGAAAUGUCACUUCGGUUUAUUUAAAAAAUCCCUUCAAGCAAACACAUCAAACCAAGGAUAAAGGUGCUCUUUUUAAUUUAGUGCUGAUGAUAGUCUAUCAUAAGUGUCUCUUCUGUGUUUUGUGCAUUUGGGAGAUAGUAUUAUAAGAGUGUGGGCCUAUUAGCAAGGAUUUUUUUUCCCAACCCAUAAUGAGCAUCUAAUUUCCAUUUUCGCAGUACAACAUGCCCAUGUUGGUUCAUUUCAGGACAUUUUCAUCCUUGAUUCUUCAAGGAUUUUCAGCUAAAAUGUAAAAAAAGUACUGACAGUGUGCAGGAAUUUAACUUUUUAUUUGACAUGUUAACAAGAUAAUACUUAUCUCCCCCAAUUUCCUUUGUUUUACAUGGUCACAAUAUGCAAUUGAGAACCUUGUAAGACACACGUUGGAGCUGAAAUUGAAAUGAUCCCUCAUGCCUGGUAGCUGAAGGAGUUAUAAGGGAAAGAAUGUCACAAUGUUAUUGUAUCAGAAGUAAUUUGUGGUUCUAUUUAUCAGGGAUACCAUAAUGUCCAACCUCAGCAUCUGACUGUCUAUGUAAAAUAAUGUCUGUGUUCAGAAAAAAAGGACUUUAGUGUUUCCCUACAUGUUUCUUAUAGUCACCCAUGUGGGCUGUUGCAAUAAAUCUAGUUGUAUUACCAGUACAAACUAAUUCUUACAUGCAUUUGUGUGUUUUUGUUUUUCUAUGCCUUUUGUAAACUGUGUAUUUCUUUAUGUACUAUUCUGGUAUCCACUGGGAAAUCUUUUUUUUCAGAAUCUUUGAUGAACACAUUUGCAUGUGAAAAUACCUAUUUUCUUACAAAAUAAAUCCGAAAUGUAUACCAA
Molecule: messenger RNA, 5543 nt
Organism: Gymnodraco acuticeps
Lineage: Eukaryota; Metazoa; Chordata; Actinopteri; Perciformes; Bathydraconidae
Product: gap junction gamma-1 protein
Exons: 2
Coding region: 750-2201 (483 amino acids)
Biological process (GO): cell communication
Cellular component (GO): connexin complex
Source: RefSeq, a predicted model, not a curated record